Messenger RNA from Lactuca virosa, 282 nucleotides. NCBI's taxonomy places the organism in Eukaryota, Viridiplantae, Streptophyta, Magnoliopsida, Asterales, Asteraceae. The record is from the annotation of a GenBank genome assembly.
AUGCACAUUUCUCAAGGGUACAAUGAUAAACGAUGGAAAAACAAGAUUCUCAAUAGAUGGAAACCCGAUUUACCAUUUUCUUGGAACCUCAACUUUCACUGUGGGAUUUCCACUGGCAUGGGUACAACCCUGAAUGUUGCUAAACCAAAAGAGGGUAUGAUUGUUGCUGUAUUUGGGCUAGGGGCUGUAGGGCUUGCUGCAGCUGAAGGAGCUCGGAUUGCUGGGGCUUCAAGGAUCAUUGGUAUUGACCUAAAUGAGAGUAGAACCAAUGAAGAUACAUGA